This is a messenger RNA of Fonsecaea pedrosoi CBS 271.37, 765 nucleotides long. RefSeq lists its product as uncharacterized. The transcript has 2 exons. Lineage: Eukaryota; Fungi; Ascomycota; Eurotiomycetes; Chaetothyriales; Herpotrichiellaceae. The record is from RefSeq and is a predicted model, not a curated record. The coding region runs from base 1 to 765 and encodes 254 amino acids.
AUGACUAUGUCAAAUGGAUCCCAAUUCUUCAACUUUGAAGAGACGGACAAAGACUCUUUGCAAGAAUCCGAAUUCGAUCUCCCAAGUCAACAAAUUACUUCGACGACGGGAAGCCAUGAGGUAUUCUGUCCGCGAGACUAUUGGUUCGGCAAAAGAUAUUUCAAUUGCAUAAUUGCCCAACACUUGUUGCCACAGAUGGAGAGUGUGCAUUCGUUAUCCAACAUUGAUUCACUUUUUGAGAGGGUUUUACGGAGCUAUCCAUACGAGGCACUCCUCCACGAACUCCUGCUUCAAGGAAACCUGACUUUGGCAACAAAGGCGAAUACCAAUCUAAAUGACGGCUAUGAAACCCUUAUGGGACUCACUGGGAGCUGCAUUUCAACUGGCACGAACGAACAAAAGCAGCAAAUCUUGACCAGUAUUCGCCGAUUCGCCGAUGGCCACCAUCAUCGCAAGAUUAGUCUUCCAGCACCACAGCAGGACAAGGGACAACAAGAUGCGCCAUCUCCUCCACUGUCCGAUGUACCGCCAGCUGUCGAGCUUGAUUCAGGCAUAUCGCGGUAUACGACGCUGCUAAAGGAAAAGGGUGAUGCGAUUGGCGUCAUACCGAGGUAUGAGAUCCAGCGAAUAACAACAGAUACACAGGCACCUCUGUUUGCAGCAACAGUGUUUUUCCGAGAGCACAAGUUCGAAGAGACUGGAAGGUCCAAAAUGCAAGCCAAGCACCUGGCUUCCCGGGCGGCUUGCCAAUUCCUUAACAUAUAG